Gossypium arboreum is the source of this 1662-nucleotide messenger RNA. Its product is annotated as protein LIGHT-DEPENDENT SHORT HYPOCOTYLS 1. The record is from RefSeq and is a predicted model, not a curated record. Gene Ontology annotation, cellular component: nucleus. Bases 737 to 1414 code for a protein of 225 amino acids. Lineage: Eukaryota; Viridiplantae; Streptophyta; Magnoliopsida; Malvales; Malvaceae. Gene Ontology annotation, biological process: response to light stimulus; mRNA transcription. The transcript has 2 exons.
CGACUACUUAUUAACCAGCCAGAGAGGCCUAUCAAUGUCUGAGAACUCUUCACAGUUCUCUCUUUCUUUCUCAUCUCUUAAGCCAUUGGACAAGGAGAGUUGUGUCACUCAUUUUCCCUCAUUCUCUUACUCUCUUUAUUUCAAAACCCCUCUCUCUCUUACUUUAUCAAUAGUGUUUUAACUUCAGUUUGCUUGCCCUUUUUCUGUGAAAUCAAAAGAGAAUCUGAGUGAUCAUCUCUGAUUUCUUUUUCUCUUUUUUUCCCUAUCUUUAAGCAUACUUUUUCAUAGUUCAUACACCAGUUAACUGCAGUCUUUCAAGAAUUUCUUGCUGACUCCUCUGUGCUUGCUGGUUUAUGUGUAUUUUUGUUUGUGUGAUUAAUUUCAAACCCCAAAGCUAUCAUCUCUUUGUUUCCAAUUCAAUUUUACCAGAUUUUCUCUCCUAGAAAAAAAGAUCUUAGGACACCCUUUUUUCUGGGUUUUUUUUUUCUUAUCAAUUCUCAUGGAAGCCAUGUAUCUUGCAUUUCAUCAUCAUUUCUUGAGUUAUUCUUGUCACCUAUAUGCUUGCAAGUGAACGUUGUUCAUCACUUUUCUUAUUAUCCCCCGAUCUUUCAAGAAAAACAUAGAAGAGUGAAGUGAAACCCUACAAAGAGCAUCAAAACAAGAAGCUAAGAUAACAUCAUCGGCACGAAAAGCAGUAGCUUCCAAGAUCUUUUCAUACCCAAGAAAGAAACUGAUAAUGGACUUGGUUUCCCCACAAAACAACCCAAAUGACUAUCCAAGUCGGAUAGUAAGCUCAAGCACCAUAGCAACUAUGGCUACCAACAAUAACAACAUCAUUAGUAGCAGUAGUAAUAGUAGUGCAACUGCAACGCCUAAUUCUAGCAGUACAACCAUGACUCCACCUCCAUCGACCACUCCAAGCCGGUAUGAGAACCAGAAGCGUAGGGAUUGGAACACUUUUUGCCAAUACCUGCGAAACCAUAGGCCUCCACUCUCACUUUCAAUGUGUAGUGGUGUCCAUGUCCUUGAGUUCCUUAGGUACCUGGAUCAAUUUGGGAAGACCAAAGUUCACAACCAGACUUGCCCUUUCUAUGGUCUCCCUAACCCUCCUGCUCCUUGUCCUUGUCCUCUUAGACAAGCUUGGGGUAGCCUGGAUGCACUCAUUGGCCGACUCAGGGCUGCCUAUGAGGAGCAUGGGGGUAGGUCUGAAGGGAACCCUUUUGGAGCUAGAGCUGUGAGGAUUUACUUGAGGGAAGUCAGGGAUUUCCAGGCCAAAGCUAGAGGUGUUAGCUAUGAGAAGAAAAGGAAGAGGCCUAAGCUGAAGGUACCUGUCCCAUCAUCACCACAACAACAAUCAUCAGCUCCUACACCACCCACACUUGCUGAUGCCACUGCUGCAACAAGUACUAUAUAAUUGGAACAAGGAUAAGGGGUCCUUUUGCAAUUAGCAACUGUCUGGGAUGAUAUGGUUUAAUGGUUUUUGUUUUUCUUUUUAAGGUAUUUUCUCUUUUUCUAGUUCAUCAUAUUUCAAUGGCUUAUAUAGUUUAUCAAAAUGUUAUAUAUACAAUUUGAUGGUAUAAGCCAAUGCCACUGCUAGUCCAUAUAUAUCUUGUAAUUUUCUAUGUUUCUUUUUCAUAUAUUAAUAUGAAACCUGUUCCUAUA